Molecule: messenger RNA, 2114 nt
Organism: Sitophilus oryzae (rice weevil)
Lineage: Eukaryota; Metazoa; Arthropoda; Insecta; Coleoptera; Curculionidae
Product: fatty acyl-CoA reductase wat-like
Exons: 10
Coding region: 283-1872 (529 amino acids)
Biological process (GO): long-chain fatty-acyl-CoA metabolic process
Cellular component (GO): peroxisome
Molecular function (GO): alcohol-forming very long-chain fatty acyl-CoA reductase (NADP+) activity
Source: RefSeq, a predicted model, not a curated record
UUAAAACGCUUUUUCAUAGGUACGCGACGUAGGCAAUUGAUUUUAUUCAAGCACGACGACUGUGCGUAGUACCGUUCCGUACUGUAUUAGCCGCUGGGUGCAAUAAAAAGUAUCGCUUGCCUAGUUUGAAAAUCACGUAUUAUACCUUACUAAGACACUUUCUGAAAUCCGAAAAAAAAUCGUACGAGUUGCUAAAAUUUAUUUUAUAGUUCGGUUUGUCCUUUUUGUGCUGUAGAGGCGUGAUUAUUUUCGUAAAAUAUAAUAUAAUAUAAAAAUUUCAAAAUGGAAGUAGAGGAAAGAGAGGGACAAGAUAUUACUGCUUCAGACAUGAUUGUACCGGAAGAAGACAGCGAUAUAAAGGCUUUCUUUGCCCAUUCAUCAGUUUUCAUCACAGGAGUGACUGGUUUUUUGGGAAAACUGGCAAUGGAAAAGUUACUAUGGACUUGUAAUGAUGUAAAUAAAAUAUUUGUUUUAAUUAGAAACAAAAAGGACAAAAGUCCUGAAGAUAGGCUAGAAGAACUUCUAAAUGAACCAAUUUUUGAACGAUUAAACCGUACAAGCCCCGACUAUAAAGAGAAAAUUCACGUAAUAAAUGGAGAUAUCAGUUUGCCUGGCUUGGGUUUAGAUCUAGCAGAUGAGGCAAUGCUGAUCGCAGAAGUAGAUUGCAUUAUGCAUUUUGCCGCGACCGUUAAAUUUGAUGAGACAUUAAAAUCCGCUACCUAUAUUAACGUCAGAGCAGUACGGGAUCUUAUUGAAAUGGCUAAACAAAUGAAAAAGUUAAAGGCCUUCCUUAAUGUUUCGACCGCCUUCUCCAAUUGUAACAGAAAAGAAAUAGAUGAAGUAUUAUAUGAAGCUCCCAUAACAGGAGAAAAGCUGUUAACAUUGGUUGAAUGCUUAGACGAAGAUCAAUUAAAUGACAUUACAAAAACCAUAAUAAAAGACUUUCCUAACACGUACGUCUUUACGAAAUGCGUUGCCGAGGACCUCAUAAAAACAGAGGGGCAAUCACUGCCGAUAGCGCUAUUUAGGCCUUCCAUAGUUAUUGCGACAGUGAGAGAACCCGUUUCGGGCUAUAUUGACAACAUAUAUGGUGCUACUGGUGCACUAGUGUGUGCUGCCAUAGGAGUACUUAGAAGUUUGCACUGUAAAAAAGAUUAUAAGGCAGAAUUAGUACCCGCUGAUUACGUUAUUAACGGUUGUUUAGCAGCAAUGUGGGAUGUCGCCACCAUAAGAACUUUAAACGAUAAUAAUGAAUUACAUAAUAAGGAAAGCAGAGAAAGUAAAUUUCAUUCGGAUGUACCUGUUUAUAAUUAUGUUAGUUCUCCAGAAAAUCCACUAACUUGGAAUGAAGUUCAGUCUUUAACCAUAAAACAUAGCAGAGAAGUACCAUCUGAGAAAAUUGUUUGGCAUUACAUGUUCAAGAUGAGGUCUAAUUACGUGGAACACAAUAUCGCUGUGUUUUUCCUGCAUACGCUGCCGGCAUACAUAAUUGAUUUUGUUUUAAUGUGCUUAAGGAGAAGAACCUCGGUGGUGAAAAGUUACAAGAAAAUUAACAAGUUUGCAAAUGUUUUAACACAUUUUACAAUGAAUGAGUGGAAGUUUAGAAACGAAAAUGUCAAAUCUUUAUGGAAAAGAAUGAAAAAGAAUGAUAAAGAACAUUUUGACUUCAAUAUAGCAACCCUAAAUUGGGAUUUUUACUUUCAUACUUACAUCAGAGGAGCUAGAGUUUAUUUACUGAAAGAUCCGUUAGACACUAUUCCACAAGGUACCAGAAGAUAUUACAAAUUAAUGAUAGCCCAUUAUUUUCUUUUGACAGCAUUUUGGCUUUUAUUUGUUAAGUUCAUCUUUUUAAUAUUGAAGUUAUUUUUAUAACUAUAUUUUGUACAGUUCAUUGUCUAUUUUUUUACUAAAGUAACAGAAGAUUGUGCCUAACGCAUAUGAGCAAAUAUUUAAAUAAUUAUUUCUACUUGAAAUUUUCAUCCAGUGAUAUUGGUUUAUGCAGGGCGUCCCAGAAAUAAGUGCAAGUAUUUUAAGGGGUGGUAGAUCUGGUCAAAAGAAACAUUUUUUCUCUUUACCGUUUUUCAAUUAUGUCUAAAAUAACAGAAUUAUUUUAC